GCUUCACUUCUCUGAGGUUAGCCAGCUGCUUUGCGUUUCUUCCCCCUUGCUCGUUCGUCUCUUAUCCCUACCUGAUUGCUCCGUCGCUCAAAACCCUAAUCCUCUCCUCUCCGCCUCAUUUCUCCCACCUUAACUUUCACCUCCAUCGAAAACCAAUCAGCCAUGGCGAGUCAAACUCCGAAUCUAGAGUGCCGGAUGUACGAAGCCAAGUACCCAGAGGUGGACAUGGCGGUGAUGAUCCAAGUCAAAAACAUCGCCGACAUGGGAGCCUACGUGUCCCUCCUCGAGUACAACAACAUCGAAGGCAUGAUCCUCUUCUCCGAGCUCUCCCGCCGCCGGAUCCGGAGUGUGAGCAGCUUGAUCAAAGUCGGGAGAAUCGAGCCGGUGAUGGUUCUUCGCGUGGACAAGGAGAAGGGUUACAUUGAUCUGAGCAAACGUAGAGUCAGCGAGGAAGAUAUACAGACUUGCGAAGAGAGGUAUAACAAGAGCAAGCUUGUUCAUUCUAUCAUGCGUCAUGUUGCCGAGACUCUUUCUAUCGAUUUACAGGAGUUGUAUGUGAACAUUGGUUGGCCUUUGUACCGGAAACAUGGUCAUGCUUUUGAGGCUUUCAAGAUCUUAGUGACUGAUCCUGAUUCUGUGUUGGGUUCACUCACACGUGAGAUCAAAGAAGUUGGACCUGAUGGGCAGGAGGUGACUAAAGUUGUACCUGCUGUUACGGAAGAAGUGAAAGACGCACUUGUGAAGAACAUUAGGAGGAGAAUGACACCACAGCCGAUGAAGAUCCGUGCUGAUAUCGAGUUGAAGUGUUUUCAGUUUGACGGAGUUGUUCACAUCAAGGAGGCCAUGAGAAAGGCUGAAGCGGCUGGAAACGAUGACUGUCCUGUUAAGAUUAAAUUGGUUGCCCCACCUCUGUAUGUCCUUACCACUCAGACUCUUGACAAGGACCAAGGGAUUGAAAUUCUAACGAAGGCCAUAGAAGCUUGCACUGAGACAAUUGAUGAACACAAAGGCAAGCUCGUCGUUAAGGAGGCACCUAGAGCUGUGAGUGAAAGAGAUGAUAAGAUGCUGACAGAACACAUGGCUAAGCUAAGAAUGGACAAUGAAGAGAUCAGCGGCGAUGAAGAAAGUGGAGAAGAAGAAGAGGACACAGGGAUGGGUGAAGUUGACAUUGAAGGUGCUGGAAUCGUUGAGUAGGAGGAGGAUUCGCCGGUUUUUUACAGUUUUCCGACAAACAUGAGUAUUUUUUCUCUAAAGUAGAAAAUCUCCGAAAGGUUUUGUGUGUUUUUUCUUUUUUUUUGUCCAUCAGAGACGUGUUGUUUUCACACCCGUUGAGGGGUUUACUCGUAUGGUUUUUAUAAAGAUUUUGACUAUUUAUGCA
Messenger RNA from Raphanus sativus (radish), 1378 nucleotides. Its product is annotated as eukaryotic translation initiation factor 2 subunit alpha homolog. The record is from RefSeq and is a predicted model, not a curated record. Gene Ontology annotation, molecular function: ribosome binding; RNA binding; translation initiation factor activity. Lineage: Eukaryota; Viridiplantae; Streptophyta; Magnoliopsida; Brassicales; Brassicaceae. The transcript is spliced from 7 exons. The coding region runs from base 163 to 1194 and encodes 343 amino acids. Gene Ontology annotation, cellular component: multi-eIF complex; eukaryotic translation initiation factor 2B complex; eukaryotic translation initiation factor 2 complex.